CUCAGACACACCUCCUCUCUUUCCCUCCAUCACACUCGCACAUAAAACCGUGGAAGCUGUGGAAGCGUCGCUGGCCGAAGCGGACAAACAUGUAGGGCGGCAUGAAGUACGCGGCUGCGGGAGCAUCGCGGCAGGCGCACCUGGCGGAGCGCGCGGCGGCUGCAUCCCACGACCAUCCUGAUAUGAAGCCAUACUGAUUGGAGAGCAGCCACGCUCCUUUAAGAUGACACGGACGCAUCCUCCUGAUAUACUGGCAUCCACUCUGUAUCAGGACAUUGCUCUAAAUCCAAUUACUGACCACUCUGUUUCUCUCCACUCUUCCCAGCAAUGUGACUUGAAAAUGAUUGACAAACCGGAAAUAAUUAACAAAAGACACUGCCGUAGCUUUGACUUUAUUGAAUCUCUGGAUGACCCACAGUGCUUCUCUUCCACAAUGGAAUACCCUUACAAAAGGGAAGACAAUCACACAUUAAGCAAAGAUCUAUUAUGGAACGGAUUAGAUCAACUGGGGCACCACCGAUUUUCAUCUCCCGAUCUAUUUUACACUCUGCAGUUCCGGCAACAUGCCAGUCAAGACAAAACCAGCAAUUUUAUGGUCGGAUUCAAAAAGAGAGCAAGGUCUAAAAGUGCUCCCAGAUUCAAGUCCACACUCACCCCUAUACCCAUCUCAGUAUCUCCCCCAGAAGCCAGGAAGAACAGAGAUGCACCUCCACCUGCAUCAGAUACUUUGGGAACUUCUGAAACACAUCGAGAGUCCUUUUCCUCCAAGGCUUUCUUGAAUGAGGUUCAUCCUAUAAAACUUCAAUCUCAUUCUCCUCUCUAUGUCUCGGACUGUUUUGAAGAGGACAAACGUGAUAAACCAGCUACAACUCCUCAUGUCAGAUGCCGUAUGGACAUUAAACCAGAUGCGGCAGUACUACAGCAUGCGUCGAGACAGAUUCCGAAUGUACAGAAUGACCAUGUUUGGCAGAGAUCCUCCCAUUCCAGUGGCAGCAGAGGUUUGUAUGUGCCGUGCCAGCUUGUCUCUUCACCAACGCCCACUCCAAGCGAAUGCUACAGUGGAGAUUUUAGACCAGGAUACCACUACACCAGCAUGUCUCCUAUAUCUUUCCAGCAUCUAGACAUGCAUAGAAUGUCAUCACCAACAGUCCCAUAUUUGAGUCAAGAACAAAGAGCUUACUCAAAUCCUAACAUUCCCACUAAAUUUUUCUACACAGAAGACCCUGUUCGAUAUCCCAUCCAUCCCUUUUCUAGAACAUACUUUCAGGAUCAUAGGUCUAGUUUAACCAGCCAAGGUAGUGCUGUGACCAGCCAGUAUGAUCCAGGAGCUCGAUGGGUUCACACCCUUCCAGUCAGAUCAUGCUAUACCGAUCAUCUAUCCAACCAAGCACCAGCACAGACAGUCUAUAAACCUUACUCCACUAGUGAGGCAGGGUCCUGCUUUUCUCAAACACCACUGUCCAGAUCUUAUUAUGAAGAAGACAACCGAUUCAAUCCAUACCGUGUGAACAGCUCAAGGUUGUCUUUCUCAAAGCCAUUCAACCCACCCGAAGAGCAAUACAUUCCAACCCGGCCAUAUCAUACAGAGGGCCGUCGACGUCCUCAUAUAUCCCCAGCCUUUUCAGAUGACUUGUAUCACUCAAGUAUAUCUGGUUACUCAUACCAGUCCUCUCAGCACAUACCAGCAAGAAUAAGGCAAGACCCCAUUAUGUCCCCAUGGUUUCCAAACAGCUGUAGACUUGGAGCAGAGGUCAAAAACCAUUCCAAGUCUUGGGACAAUAUUUUGUAUCCACGGCAUGACAUAGAGCGGUCAGUGCCCCGUGGGCGAAGCUAUGAAAAUCUGUUUUACCACAGAACACACGGAGCCUCCUCUGACAUUACAAGCCAACCUGUUAUACUUAACCUUUCAAGCUCACCAAGGCGCUAUGCUGCCCUUUCUCUCUCUGAAACUUCAUUAGAGAGGGGCUCAAGCAGUUCCUGGAGGAAUACCAAGAGCAGUCACUGGUUUGUGACGCCGGAGAUCACCAUAACUGACAACGACAUCAGUGCUGGCAACACCAAGAAGCGAGAUGUGCACUCUGUUAAUUGGGAUGUGAUGGACAGUGAAAAGACACCAUCUGCACGGGUAAUGCUUCAAAAGCAGCCAUCCCUCAAAACAGAUGUAACCAAAGACACAAAACACAACUUUUCUUUGCAACAGAGUCUCGAGCAACUGGAUGAGCUAUUAGCUGACUUAGUGGUUGAUUACAAACCACCAACAAUCAAAACGUCCAAUGAAGACCUGGUGGACCAGGUAAAACAACCAAUUAGUGAAGAUAAUGAAAAAGACAGAGGGUCUUCUGGACAAGACAACCUAGGAUGUUUGAACAAAGAUGUCACAUCCACUAAAUCCAGCCCUGACACUGUCAAAGACCCUGACAGUGGCUGUGAUGGUUUACAAAGGAGUGCAGAAGAGUGUUCUCCAGAUCACAGUACAGAUGAAGAUGACACAAUGGUUUGUGCUAACAGGAAGUGCAACCGGGUUGAGAGCAUGUUCAAUGCCUGUUUGUAUUUCAAAUCAUGUCACAGUUGCUACACCUUUUACUGCUCAAGAAUCUGUCGCAGGGACGACUGGGAGACUCACAAAGAGACUUGUCUGUAUGGUCGCGUCAGCAGUGUGUGUCGCCACGCUCUCAAAUUCUGCAGAGAGAAUUCAGACAUCCAUAAAGCCUUCUCACGUGUUGCUCGAGCUGGUUAUCUUUCCAGAGGCAGAGGCAUUCUGUUUCUGGGUUUUGCUAAUCCAGGGACAGCUGACAACUUCUUGCAAAUUGGGCUCGAGAGCCUCCUAAUGUCUCCAACGUACUUAUCUCUCAGAGAGCUGGAUGGCUUCAAGGACAACCUUGGCGAAUACUGCAAGGAACUGCAGCAGGCAGGUAGUGAAUAUGACCCAAAUGAAUGUUUCCUUCUGAAUGUAUCCAUAGCUGUUGGUGAACUAGUGCCUAACAGACCUUCACCAAGAAUCCAAGCACCGACAGUUCGAAAAUAUGCAAAGGUAUCCCUAGCUUCUUCAAGCCCGGACAAAAAGGUACCCAAAAAGGAGAUGGAGAUGGAAACUCUCAUCCUCACUCCACCUCCAGGUACGCCGGGCAUUGACAAGGAGGGGGAGGAGGGAAGAAAAGCCAGAGAGGUUUGUUUUGUCAAUAUCCAACGUGAGCUCAGGACCAGGGGAGUCUUCCUUCGUCACGAGUACCCCAAAAUUUAUAAUCAGCUUUGUGAGUUUGUGGAAAGCAACAAAAGAUUCACACCAACUACUAUUUACCCAAUAGAUAAGAGAACAGGGAGGCAGUUUAUGUGCAUGAUCAUGGCUGCAUCAGAGCCAAGAACACUGGACUGGGUGGGUACCCCUCACCUCUUGGAUGAUAUUAUAUAGGAUAGCACCACAGAGUUCAUGAUAUUGAUGUCAGUGUGUACAUACUGUAAUUACAAGGGGUGAUUGAACAGAUUGAAAUAUGAAUAUGGAAAGACAUCAGAUAAAUUUCUCAUUUGCCCACAUUUCUUCUGUCAUUGCGACACGUGCACACGCUGCCUGUUGUUUUUAGCUUGUUUGAUCCUGUUGCAUCAUGAAGAGUUAAUAGCCUGCAUGUAUAAUAGGCAAAUAAAACUACCGAGGUUAUUAAUGUGAACAUUAACGUGAACAUUUAUGGAGUUUGCCGUUUUUGCAGAAAAUGUAUGAAGCACACAAUAUUUCUAAAGUACAGGUCUCAUUGCCUCUGCAAAACAUGGGUACGCUCAUGUCUCACGUUUUAACAGUCAUCCUCUAUUUUUUUUUUCCUCCAGUAAAUAUUAUAUUGAAACCUCAAAUUAUAACUUGUUACAGUGGUUGUUAUAUUACAACUGUUAAUUCAUUAUUAUUAUUUUUUUUUUAGUAUUUUAAAUAUUAGUUCCUAAAUAUGCUGUAGUUGUGUGUGUGGGUGUCUGUUUGAAAAUUAUUGCUAUAUUAGUUGUUUCAUUAAAAACUUACACCGGUAUUUAUUUUCCUGUUUAAUUCAAAAAUUAGAUUUUUUCAUUAUUAUUACAUAUUAAAUCACAUAAGACUUGAUGUCAGUCUUGUUUUUUAAUUUAUUUUAAAGUGGCCUUCUAUCAUAAACACAUGCAUUUGACACAAAGCAAUGUAUAGGUUUAGCUAUUACUAAAGGGUUGACAGCUUUUGACAUAAUUACCUGUGUGAAUGAAGUUACUAUGCCCAAAGCAUGUUAUUCAGGUAUUUUAAUAGUGAUACUGCUUAUAAUUAAAUUUAAGUUGUUAAAUUAACUACCAUCUGAUGCCUAGAAAUGUAAGAGGUAUAUAUUGAAUAUUACAGAAUUUGAUCAAUAUUAUCCCGAGACCUUAUUGUAACUAAGAUUAAAGUAAGUUCUUGAACCAUAUGCAAUAAAAGAGCAACAGCAACAACUAUAUUGUAAACUGUUUAAUCAUUUAAAAAAAAAAAAAUGAAUUCCUUGGAGCCAUGAACUGCAAAAUCUUUUUUUUUUUUUUUUGGACUGACGUGAAUUACAAUGUAAGAAUAUUCCUGAUGUAACUGCAGUACAGCACAGAACCCAGAUUGAUAUGCCUGCUCCACUGCAUUAUUGACUAAUCUAAGGUUGCUCUUUUACUCCAUUAUAUAUAUAUAUAAAUAUAUCUUUGUGCAAGACCUUCUUCAACUUUAUAUUUUGUGAUGUUUAUAACCUACAUAAAUAUAUAAUAAAUGGAAUUUAACAAGUG
This is a messenger RNA of Thalassophryne amazonica, 4740 nucleotides long. RefSeq names its product un-named hu7912. Gene Ontology annotation, biological process: cell-cell junction organization. Gene Ontology annotation, cellular component: plasma membrane; apical junction complex. The record is from RefSeq and is a predicted model, not a curated record. Lineage: Eukaryota; Metazoa; Chordata; Actinopteri; Batrachoidiformes; Batrachoididae.